AUGCCUCGCCUUCUCCCGCCAACUCUCCGCCUCGCGCCGCUCCUCGCAGCAGUCGCCGCGUGCUUCGGCGCGUUGGUGAGUGUAGCAGUGGGGGCGCCUCUGGCGGGGCGGGAGUGCGUGAACGACUUCCCCCGGCGCGCGCUGUGCAAGUUCGUGGACGAUCUGCGCGACGCCAUUCCCGAGCAGAUCGACGCCUCCACGGGCGCGCCCAUCCGCAUCGGCGCCUACCAGAUCCGCCAGGCCAGCCCCCCCCUCCGCCCUCUGCUUCCGAUCCCCGCUCCCGCUUUCAUUUACUCACGUCCCCUCACUUGCAUCCGUUCAGCCAACCCCCCCAAGCUGCACCGCGACCUGCCGCCCACGAAGCUGUACGCGUACGGCCGCAGCGCUGCCACGGCGCACUACCCCGGCCCCACGCUCGUCGCCAAGCGCGGCGUGCCCUCCCAGGUGUACUGGGAGAACCACCUGACGGACCGCCACCACAUGUUCCCCGUCGACUACUCCAUUGACGACGUCGCCCGCCCGCUGCUGGGCGGCAUCCCCAUCGUGACGCACAGGCACGGAGGGGAGAAUCCAUCAUUCGCGGACGGCACCCCGAGGCGUGGUUCAUGCAGUACAGCGAGGUGGGGCGCGCCUUCCGCACGCGGCUGUACCGCUACCCGAACCACCAGCUGCCCACCACGCUGUGGUACCACGACCACGCCGUCGGCCUCACACACCUCAACGUCGCUGCCGGCCUCGCCGACUUCUUCCUCCUCACCGACCUGCUCAGCGUCGAGAGGGCCCUCGCCUGGCUGCCCCGGGGGGAGUUUGAAGUGCCGCUGGCCCUGGCGGACCGGCGCUUCUUCCCCAACGGGUCCAUUGACUGCCCGCGGCAGGGCGUGGUGCCGCGAGUGCACGCGCACUGGGUGCCGGAGUACAUCGGUGACACCAUCCUCGUCACCGGCAAG
This is a messenger RNA of Closterium sp. Naga37s-1, 947 nucleotides long. Lineage: Eukaryota; Viridiplantae; Streptophyta; Zygnematophyceae; Desmidiales; Closteriaceae. The record is from the annotation of a GenBank genome assembly.